Molecule: messenger RNA, 3951 nt
Organism: Tetrahymena thermophila SB210
Lineage: Eukaryota; Ciliophora; Oligohymenophorea; Hymenostomatida; Tetrahymenidae
Product: cyclic nucleotide-binding domain protein
Exons: 1
Source: RefSeq, a predicted model, not a curated record
UAAUCAUUAUUAGCAAAGAAACAAAGAAAGACUGACUUACUGACAAUGCUUCACAAUUUCCUUGACAAAAAAAACUUGUAGGAGAUCACUCAAAUAUUUAAAUAGCAUGUUCAAUAUUAAUACUCUUCCAAGGAAUAGAUGCCAGAUAUUAGUGUAGUCUAGCAAGAUAAAAUAAAUAGAUUUUUGAAUUGCUACUAGCCUUAUUUUACUGAUUAUUUGACAUAGGAUAAUACUUAUUAGCACUUUGAUUAUUAUAGAAUACUAUCGAAGUAUAUCAAAGUUUUUGAUUUAGAAAAAGGUAAAAAGUUUAGGCGUAACAAUUAUGAUGGUCUCUACAUAAUACUUAAGGGGUUUAUUUAAGAAAUAAUAGUUGAUGAUCAGCAAAAUCCAGAAGAAGAAUAAAAUAAUGUUAAAACUAAAAAGAGUAAAUCUAAGCAAUAAGAUCCCAUAAAGAUGUCUAAGAUUGUUAACAUGGUAGUUGGAAUAAAUAGAAUCAAAGGUUCUUCGAAUGAUAUAUCUCAAAGAGGUUCAUUUUAGACUGUUUUUAACAAAAAUAAUAAUACUGAUAGUGACAGUAACCAUUUUUUUGGAAACACUCCAAACAACGAAGGAUAGUCUAAUAUAAACUCAUAACGUAAUUAACAAAAUAGCAUAGGAAAUUCUAUAUCAGCUCUUAGUUCUCAUAAACCAUCAUAAAAUGAAAUUAGCUCUAAGGCAAACUAGUUUUUUCAACCAUAAAAGUAGGAAUACCUUCCAAAUUCACCUGAACCUUAGAAUAGUUAAAAUAGACUUCAUACUUUGAAAUAGCUAAAUGAUGUAAAAAUUAGUGAUUUUGAUCAGCCUUAGGAUGGCUAGAAAAAAUUAGAUCAAAUUUAGGCAAUAGAAAAUAAAUUGAUUUAAGAAGAUAUAAAUUAAUAAAAUAAUAAAUAAGGUAACUCACAAAAAAGGCAUUUCAAAAAUUUAAAGCUACAGCUUAAUUUGAUUAAGUAUGACAAUUUCUAACUAUAAAGAGGCGAUACAGAGAUAUAAGAUGAAAAGUUAGAUGAUGUUCAUGAAUUACAAUAAAAUGUGUAAACCUCUCCCAUCAAAGCUAGUAUAUAUGAAAAUACAGAGAAAAAAAAUUUAUUUUAUAAUGCUUCUCCAGCUUCUUCAUCAUCGUCAAACCUUCUAAACAAUUCUCCUUUAAAAAUUUUAGAGAGUAUAAAUGAUAAAUAAAAUUACAUUGAACAAAUGACCUAAUAAGUUAAUAUGAAUAAAGCUAACUACAAGCUAAAAAAGAAACUAUCUUUCAUGAUCGCUAUGCAGCCAAAAUCUUCAAAUCCUUUUCCAGAGUUUUAAAAUAGACCCUUCAACAUACUAACAAACGGAGAUAUAAUAGAUUUAAUUAAAAUAAAAGAAAAUUAAAGGAAGUACUAUGUUUAAGAAAUCGAAGAUUCAAUUUGUUUAUAUAUAGGCAAAAAGAGUAUGAAAAAGGCCUUUUAAGAAUAAAUAUAAUAGCUCAGAUACAAGACUUUAGUAUUAGAAAAGUUUUUCAAUAACGUUCCUCAGAGUAAAAUAAUGAAAUUAGCAUAUCACUUUUAUGAAAAAACUCUCUUCAAAAAUUAAAUUGUGUAUAAAUAAGGUGAAUAGCGACCUCAUUUUAUUUAUCUAAUUAAAUCAGGUGAGGUAUAAAUUUCUGAAACCAUAACUUAACCUAAAAACAAAAACAAAAUUUUAGAAAGUGUUGAUUCACCAGAACGAGAAGAUAAAAACUAAUAAAUUUAAUCAACUGAUAGUUAAGUUGAAGAUGAAACAUAUGAUCUGUAAUCACUAUGUAGGAAAAAAUUAAAUUCAAAUUCAAAUAACUAAUUUAAACAAACAACUUUACAGAUUCCGAAAUUAACUAAGAUUUUGUGUUCCCUUGGAGAAGAGGAGAUUUUCGGAAUUGAGGAAAUUAUUCUCUAAAAGGAGAAUAGAGAAUUUUAAGUGGUUGUAUCUUCUUCUUAAGCUGAAUUCUAUGUAAUUCCAGAGGAUUUAUUUGAAAAUUUUAGAUAAACAGAAAGUGAUUCUAUUUUAUCUUGGUUUAAACAAAAGGAGAUUUUUUAUUAGCAGUAGAGAAACAUGCAUAAAAGAAUUAAAGGUAAUAGGGUGAUUGCGAAAUCAUCAAAUUAAGAAUUUUUUAGCAACAAAAAGAUUUAACAAGCAUGCCAGUAUCUUUUUUAAGAGGAUGAAUAAACUUUUAAUAAUAGACUUGAUUAGCUUCACAAUAAAAAAAUAAUUUAAUUAAAAAAUUAUUAUUAGUACAAAGAAUAUUAAGCUUAAAAUUAAAAUACAAAUAGAUUUUCUUAAAGUUAUUUGCAGGCUACAAACGAUUCUAUUAAUUUUAACUCUCCUAGAAAUGUUAACUAAACUUUUGAUAGAAAUUUUUCAAAGGACACUCAAUAAAGUGAUAAUUAGACGAAAUAAAAUAUUCAAUUUUAAGCUUAAAGCUCCAAAGCUUUGUUACUCAACAAAAUAUCAUAGUAAAACUAAUAGCUAAAAGUAAAAUCUUAUUGCGAAAUACAAAAUUCUUAAAGUACAAUGAAUAAUCUAGAGAGCUAAAGAGGACAGAAUUAGAAAUAAGAAUAUUUAGAAUAAUUCAAAAAUCACCCCUUAAUUAGAUUACAAUCUAUUUAAUCAUAAGAUAAUCCAUACUUAUUAACAGACAGAGGGAAUAUAAAAAAGUCUAUAGUUGAGGGUAUCCCUUUAGUUGAAAAUGGGAAUGCAAUAGCAGAUGAAGAAAAUAAAUCAUAUAGAUAUUACUCUGCCAGAUAAAUAGAAAAUUAAUAAAGCAAUUAAAGUGAACAACUUUAAGCUAACUAAUUAUAAAUUAAGAAAGUCGUUUCAACCUAUUAAAAUAUUAUAACUGACUAAACAAAAUAAACGAAUUAAUUUAAUAAUUAAGAUUAAAACUUUGAGUAAUAUAAAAUUUCCAUGGUUAAGAAUGAUGGCAAUAAAAAAAACAAUUUACAAAUAAGCUAAAAUUUAAUUGAAUCAAUCAAUCAGAAAAGAAAUUUAUCUAAAAAUUCAAGAGUAUUAAAAAAUUAAGAGAGUCUAUGUUCAAUAGAUUUAGAGUAAAAUUAAAGCCAAGUAAAGUAAACAAGUCAAAAUGAGCAGUAAUAAACACUGUUAGGAGUCCCAGCUUCGCUUGAGUACGUGAGCAAAUAUAAUCAGGUAUAAUCCACUUCUGGUGAUAUACUAAACCUAGGAAGAAUUCAUCAUAUGAUUAAAAGCAAUACUUAAAUAAUUAAAUAAUAAUUUAAAAUUAAAGGCAAGCACUAGUUAUUUUAAAAGCCUAUUUUUGAUGAACUAAAAAAAGAAAAUCUUAAACAAAUAAACAGGCUUAUUCAAAAAAAGAAUAGCAAUAUUAUGGAAGAAAAAUAGAAAACUCAAUAACCUCUUUCUGAAAGAUGGUAAAAUACAACUAAAAAUAUGGAAAAUAUAUAAAAAUAUCAUGAGUUUAUAAAAAGUGCCUCUUCUUUUAACAAUACCACAACUACUAGAUUAAAAACAAUUAAAGAUUAUAAUUAAUCUUAAUCAUUUGUUAACUUACAAACUCCAAGGUCUUUCAAUAAUGUACUACCAGUUUCUACAAAAUCUCUUACUUAGACUGAUAUCCUAUCAUAAUCUCCAGUAGUUAAUAUACAUAUGGAAAAUAAGAGAAAAUUGCAAAGGACAAAUGAACCAUAUUUUACUCGCCCAUUUUCAAGAGCAGACCAGUGCACUCCUGGAAAAAGCUCAAAUAAUUUUGCUAACCUCAGCAAACAUAGAACAGUUUAAUCUUCAAAUCACAAAUAAAGAUAAUCGAUUGAGGAUUAAGAAGAAAUUCAAUAAUUAAUACAAAAUAGCUACAAGUAAACUCUUAAUUUUAAAAAUAUUAUAAACUCACAACUUAACUCAAUUGAAAAACUGCCUUUAUCAUAAAGAAAUUGA